AUGGCAGACAGCAAUAUCACUGUGAUCACUGAAUUUGUCCUCCUGGGUCUGACUGAUGACCCGGAACUGAAUAUUGUGCUUUUUAUGUUGCUUCUCUUGAUCUAUGUCAUCACUGUGGUGGGCAACAUUUGGACUAUUGCAAUAAUCUUGACUAGCACUCAGCUCCAUUCUCCCAAGUACUUUUUCCUUUGCCAGUUGGCUUUCUUGGAUUUCUGCUGUUCUUCUGUCUUUAUCCCUAAAAUGCUGGCAAACUACAUGGCGGGACAGAGAGUCAUCUCCUACCAGGGAUGUCUCCUGCAGUAUUCCUUUGUCAACAUGUUUCUGACCACAGAAUGCUUCCUCCUAGCUGCCAUGGCAUACGACCGCUAUGUGGCCAUCUGCCGCCCACUUCACUACCGAGGUCUCAUGACUGCAUCCUUCUGCAGCUACCUGGUGACUGCCUCUUACCUGCUGGGCUGUGCUAACUCACUCACCCGUCUAAGCAGUUUGCUGAGCCUGUCUUUCUGUGGUCCUAAUGCCAUCAAUCAUUAUUUCUGUGAUAUCCCCUUGCUUUUUCAACUCUCCUGUUCCGACACCCAUCACAGUGAGGCUUUAUUCAUUGUCUUGUCUGCAACAACAUCUGUGACUACGUUUUUGAUAGUGAUUAGCUCCUAUUUGGGAAUUCUUAUUACUCUCCUGAAAAUGCAGUCAACCAGUGGCAGAUAUAAAGCUUUCUCCACCUGUGCCUCCCACCUAACAGUAGUAACACUCUUCUAUGGAACAAUGAUAUUUACCUACCUGGGAAUCAGCUCUAGCUACACACAGGACAGAGCCAAAAUACUUUCUGUGUUUUAUACUCUUCUGCUCCCAAUACUAAACUUUCUCAUAUACAGUGUGAGAAGCAGAGAAGCAAAAGAAGCUAUGAAGCAAAUAAUUAGGAGGAAAAUAUUUGCUCAAGCAAUAUAA
Cavia porcellus (domestic guinea pig) is the source of this 945-nucleotide messenger RNA. RefSeq names its product olfactory receptor 5J3-like. Gene Ontology annotation, biological process: sensory perception of smell; G protein-coupled receptor signaling pathway. Gene Ontology annotation, molecular function: G protein-coupled receptor activity; olfactory receptor activity; odorant binding. Gene Ontology annotation, cellular component: membrane. Bases 1 to 945 code for a protein of 314 amino acids. The record is from RefSeq and is a predicted model, not a curated record. Lineage: Eukaryota; Metazoa; Chordata; Mammalia; Rodentia; Caviidae. The transcript has a single exon.